AGAGAGGGAAUCCGUCAGCAUCAGUGUCAGAGAGACGCUUCACAAUCUUCGCCUUUGGCUCCACGGAGAUUGAUAAAACGUACUUAUGGUGACAUUCGUGAGCACUCGAGAGGCAUUCGAUGAGUUGAAUAUGACACCAUAACGUAGUAGCAAACAGAUAAAAUGUUUAAAGCGCCAACCAUGACCUCGGCCACUCCCCCCUCCUCAGAGGACUCCUCCCCGCAGAAGGUGUGCCACUCCCAGACGCAGACGGACAUCACCAAGCCCCUGCUGGGCUCCACAGGGCCGCCCGGAGGUGCAGGUGCUGGUGCAGGUGGGGGAGGUGGGACGGGACCUGGGGGGCCGUGUGCUCUGCGACGGAGGCGCCGCGUCCUCUCCAAAGACGGACGCAGCAAUGUGCGCAUCGAGCACAUAAGCGGGCGGGGGGCACUGUACCUCCGCGACCUCUGGACAACCUUUCUGGACAUGCAGUGGCGCUACAAGUUCUUCCUCUUCUCUGCCACCUUCGCUGGGACCUGGUUCGUGUUCGGGGUGCUUUGGUACCUGGUGGCGUUGGUACACGGAGACCUACUGGAGUUCGACCCCCCCUCCAACCACACGCCAUGCGUAAUGGAGGUCAAGACCCUGACGGGCGCCUUCCUCUUCUCUCUGGAGUCUCAGACCACGAUUGGCUACGGUUUCCGGUGCAUCACAGAGGAGUGUCCCGCUGCCAUCAUCCUGCUCAUCUUUCAGCUGGUCAUCACCAUGGUGAUGGAGAUCUUCAUCACCGGCACCUUCCUUGCGAAGGUCGCCCGUCCCAAGAAGAGAGGCGAGACAGUGAAGUUUAGUCAACAUGCUGUUGUGUCCAACUACGAGGGUCACCCCUGCCUCAUGAUCCGAGUUGCCAACAUGCGUAAGAGCCUGCUGUUAGGAUGCCAGGUGACGGGGAAGCUGCUACAGACGUCUCUGACCAAGGAGGGCGAGACGGUGCGGCUGGACCAGCGCAAUGUGCCUUUUCAGGUGGACACGUCCAGCGACAGCCCCUUCCUCAUCAUCCCCCUGACCUUCUACCACAUCAUUGACGACAACAGCCCCCUGAGAAACUGGGCAGCAAAGGUCUCAGGUCUCCUCUCUCCUCCAGGUGGCGGCUGGACAGACCCGGAGUUGGCAGACUUUGAGCUGCUGGUGAUCAUGAGUGCCACCGUUGAGCCCACCUCCGCCACCUGCCAGGUGCGGACAUCCUACCUCCCGGACGAGAUCCUCUGGGGCUACGAGUUCCCCCCCGUCGUCUCCCUGUCCCCCUCCGGAAAGUACGUGGCUGACUUUGCCUUCUUCGACAAGGUGGCCAAAACCAAAAUGCCGCCCCUCUUCAAGCAGGCCCUGCCGCCGAGCCGGCCAUCGCCGACGUCCCGUUGUCACGGCAGCAAGGAGGACGGGGCGGACCCGGAGAAGCUGAGGCUGGAGGAAAACUUCAGGGGGGAGGAGCGGGGCCGCGACAGGGGACGCAUGAGAGACAGCAGCCCGUUGAGUGUGCGCAUAAGCAAUGUCUGAAGAAGGAGAGGCAGGAAGAGGCUGCGGAAAGUUGAUAUGAAACUCACACAGAAGGCAAAGACAGAGAAAAAUAGAACCAAGUCUUACUCUCACGUACAACCUUUCCCCCCCACUCCCACACACCACUCUCUGCCUACGCAAAUUCAAAUCGUGGGACACACGGCAGGAAGUAAAGCACCUGGGGAUCCUCUCGCUGCACACACACACACACACACAAACACACACACCAACCAAACGCCCACGCGAUGCACCCAUGUGCUCCUGUUGCUGCAAGUCUGCAGAGAAGAUGCUGAAGAUGGCCGCCGCCCACCUCCGAGGGAGCGAGUUCGCAGACCCGACGUGCGCAAGUGUACAGCGCGGCAUCAGUUCAUCCACGCAAAGACGUAUUCUUUUGUUUCACCUUCGAUUCUCUUCUUUUCUCUCGCGGACAGGCCUCGGUUCGCCGUCACCGGCGGAUCCUGAAGCGGCCGCGAGAUCUCAUCAGGUCAUUUCUGUGUGUCGAAUUUUUCCUUUUUAAAGUUUCGCGACUUCACUCACCCAGAUCCCAAUUGAAACUUGUUCCGAGACACUUUGAGCGGUAUGUGUCUCAUGCUCGGACCAAGACGCGACGGCAAAAUUGAAAAAUAUAUAUAUAUAUAUAUAUAUCUCGAUUUCUGCAGUGAAGUUCAACGUCCGGUGUGGACGUUCCUCUCUUCACCGGAUCACAGCACUGGUUUUCCCCCCCUCCGUUCAUUAAAUACCCAAUAAGGGUUAUGAAAAUUCCGGAACCAUAUUAUUUUUUUAACAACGGACUUUAAAGGAAUGUAUUAUAUUUGAUGGAGCAGGUAGUUUCUAACGACACCAUUACUUGUUACGCCUGAAAAUAUUGUGCUCUCUGAUAUGAACGGCCUCGUUUACUGGGAGUAAAUAUGUUUAGCAAUGUUACUAAACGCACUUUAACUUGAAAGAAAAGUGGCAUUUUACACAAUGUGAGUAACUGAACUAACUUUGAAUCUUAAUGCACCGUAUCAAAUAAUUCAAUUUGUGCGUUUGUGUCCGUGCUUACAAAUGGGUAACUUUGUGUGAGUGCGAUAAUAUUGUUCGUAGGAACUGUUUUAAAUGUCAUGUACAAAUGCAUGUUUUAAUGUACCUCUGUACAGUAUGUAAAAAUAUAUUUCCCCCCCCCCACAUCUUUGUCCCGACAGCUGUGCAUUCAUAGUGUACCAUAGUAACUGUUAUUACAGUGCACAAUAUCACUUCUAUAAAAUAUUUGAACCGCUGUGAUUUCUUCUUACAUGAAGUGUCAGUGAAUCCUGCAAACGUGCAUCUAAUGUAAGCCAUCAGAUGAUGUAUUUGCAUCAAAAUUGAUUUUCCCCUCUUUUUACUGUACACGGAAAUGGUACUUUAUCAUGGUGCUUGUUCAAGGGGAUUGGCGUUGGUUAACUCAAAAAUUACAACCUCAAAUUAUAAAGCACCAAAUUUUUGGGUUUUCAGGGGCACUAAGGACUUACAUCUAUUUUAAAUAGGACUUAAAUGCCACUGUUCAAAUGAAAAUCCUCCGCUGUGCCACACAAGCUCAAUGAGAAUCUUGUGUGUCUGAAAAUGUUUCAGCAUCAGUACCUGGUGAGAGGUUGUGUUUGUUUAUACUGUAUUGCCUGCACUGUACACUGUAUCCUGGAAGCUCAUUGGUCGGACUGCUAAUGUACUUUUAAGUGCCUUCUUUAAUAAACUUGUUAUUUACAA
This is a messenger RNA of Scophthalmus maximus (turbot), 3252 nucleotides long. RefSeq names its product potassium inwardly rectifying channel subfamily J member 10a (gene kcnj10a). Gene Ontology annotation, cellular component: plasma membrane. The record is from RefSeq and is a predicted model, not a curated record. Gene Ontology annotation, biological process: potassium ion import across plasma membrane; regulation of monoatomic ion transmembrane transport. Bases 163 to 1530 code for a protein of 455 amino acids. Gene Ontology annotation, molecular function: inward rectifier potassium channel activity. NCBI's taxonomy places the organism in Eukaryota, Metazoa, Chordata, Actinopteri, Pleuronectiformes, Scophthalmidae. The transcript is spliced from 6 exons.